Mustela erminea (ermine) is the source of this 1310-nucleotide messenger RNA. RefSeq names its product ubiquitin C-terminal hydrolase L3 (gene UCHL3). Bases 298 to 1182 code for a protein of 294 amino acids. Gene Ontology annotation, cellular component: cytoplasm. Gene Ontology annotation, biological process: ubiquitin-dependent protein catabolic process; protein deubiquitination. Gene Ontology annotation, molecular function: cysteine-type deubiquitinase activity. The transcript has 10 exons. The record is from RefSeq and is a predicted model, not a curated record. Lineage: Eukaryota; Metazoa; Chordata; Mammalia; Carnivora; Mustelidae.
AACAGUCCAAGUGAGAGGGGAGCUGGCUGUGGAUUCAGGUUCUUUUUCCUUGGGCAGUAGGGAGGUGGCUUCUCUUCUCCUCUCCAUUGUAUCUUAAUUUGUAAGGCUUGAGUGUGGCUCUGCAGGGAGCAAGAAAGGGGCUAGAGUGUUGCCAAGCUCCGCUUCGUUCUUCAGCCCCCCUCCCGGGGUGGGGGCGGAGGGUUAGACGGUCCCAGGUCAAGAAGCGCGGGGGCGGAAGCGGCGGCGGCUGCGACGGCGGCGGCUGUCAGACCUGGAGAGGGGCCGGGCGCAGCGGCGAUGGAGGGUCAGCGCUGGCUGCCGCUGGAGGCCAAUCCCGAGGUCACCAACCAGUUUCUCAAACAACUAGGUCUACAUCCUAACUGGCAGUUUGUUGAUGUAUAUGGAAUGGAUCCUGAACUCCUUAGCAUGGUACCAAGACCGGUGUGUGCAGUGUUACUUCUCUUCCCUAUUACAGAAAAGUAUGAAGUAUUCAGAACAGAGGAGGAGGAAAAAAUAAAAUCUCAGGGACAAGAUGUUACAUCAUCAGUAUAUUUCAUGAAGCAAACAAUCAGCAAUGCCUGUGGAACAAUUGGACUGAUCCAUGCUAUUGCCAACAAUAAAGACAAGAUGCACUUUGAAUCUGGAUCAACCUUGAAAAAAUUCCUCGAGGAGUCCGUGUCAAUGAGUCCUGAAGAACGAGCCAGAUAUCUAGAGAACUAUGACGCUAUUCGAGUCACUCAUGAGACCAGUGCCCAUGAAGGUCAGACUGAGUCCUCCUCGCCAUCCUCAUCACAGCCUCAUUCUAGCCACUGCAGAACGAAGGCCUCAUCAUUGUGUCACCAUGCAUCCCUGCCCUGGGUCAAACGUAACCAUGUAGGCCCUGCAAAAGCUACCAGUCCAUCUCUCCGUCUUCGUCGCUGGCGACCCUUCUUACGCCUACCAUCUAUGGGUCUCCAUUCUGUUGCACCAAGUAUAGAUGAAAAAGUAGAUCUUCAUUUUAUUGCAUUAGUUCAUGUAGAUGGGCAUCUCUAUGAAUUAGAUGGACGGAAACCAUUUCCAAUUAACCAUGGGGAAACUAGUGAUGAAACUUUAUUAGAGGAUGCCAUAGAAGUUUGCAAGAAGUUUAUGGAACGUGACCCUGAUGAACUGAGAUUCAAUGCAAUUGCUCUAUCUGCAGCAUAGCUUGUCAGUGAUGGAAACACCAAAUACUGUAUUAUUUGCAACAAAAAUUAAAUUUCCGCUGCCACACACUAACUCAAAAAUUUUGAUAUUUUCAUUAACUUGACUGAUUAAACUUUAUGUGAAUUAAA